AUGACUUGUCUCGCUCGUUAUGCACGCAGAGGUGGUCUGGGUGUUCUCUCUACAGUCGCUUCCAAGCCGUCUAGUCCUCAAGGUCUCUUUGUGCUUUCAAAUACUUUGAGGAACGGCAGCAGUAAUCUACAUAAAACCAAUACCAAACUGGGACAAUCAACUCGGGGGUAUUCUACUAUUACAGAAUCUGGAAGCCGUGUCUCCUGGGUCUUUACUGGUCUCAUUCUACUAGGAGUCGGAGCAACGUCUUAUGGGCUCUACGACUUUUACUCUACGUUCACAACGUGGCCCAAAGAGUUGAGAAGCGAUCUCCGUUCUGCUGUUAAAGCCGACAUGCAGGGGGACUACAAAAUAUCUGAAGCCUACUUUCGAAGCCCAGUCUUGACCCCAGAACAACUCGGCGGCCAAUACCACCUUAAAAUCAGUGGGAUAGCCAUCGCUCUCGCUGCGGUCCUAGAAAAACAGAACGAUUUGAGAGGAGCCAAUGAAGUUAUACACGCGCAUUUGCGGAUAUCCUUCGAGCUCCUCCUCCCCCUGCUCCUGCACCAGUUCUUUCAGGACCGGAACCUUGGAGAAAUUGCUGCGAAAUUCGGACAACUCGAAGAGGAAGAAAAAUAUCUCGUAUUCGGCACCGAGGAGAUCUUGCGCAUGAUGAAGGAGGCUUCUGGAGCAUCGCCUUCCCCAGGAAACGAAAACGUAAACGAGGGAGGUCCGCAACAGGACUUGGUAUUACCGAGUUGGGUAUCCCAUACCGAUGCAGGAGCUGUUUUGGAGCGGCUGGCAGAGUUUUAUUCUCGGACCGGGCGAUCAGACUAUGCCGUGCCCUUGUACCUACAGGCCAUAUCCAUCCUUCUACCGCCCCCAAAGUCCCGCUUCAAGCUCCUACCCUUCCCGAAAGGCCAACAUCGAACAAGCGACAGCGUGGGCGAAAAAGGGAUUAGCGGUGGCCCAGAAGGCUCGAGGCGAAAUUACCCUAGUUCAAGCAAGAAGACGGACAGCUCACCUGAUGAUCCACUCACGACCUGCGAGUCUGUACUCGCUGUGCUCAUGUAUAAUCUUGGAAUGUUGAGCGAGAAAAAGGACGAUGUUGCUGGAGCCAAGGUACUCUUUAAGCAAGCGCUCGAUCAGUCAAAAAUUGCCGGAUUCGAGGAAGGGGAGAUCGAGGCUCAAAAAGCCAUUGCCCGAACAAGCAAGUCGUAG
This is a messenger RNA of Rhizoctonia solani, 1200 nucleotides long. Its product is annotated as TPR-2 domain-containing protein. NCBI's taxonomy places the organism in Eukaryota, Fungi, Basidiomycota, Agaricomycetes, Cantharellales, Ceratobasidiaceae. Bases 1 to 1200 code for a protein of 399 amino acids. Gene Ontology annotation, molecular function: protein binding. The transcript is spliced from 7 exons. The record is from RefSeq and is a predicted model, not a curated record.